AUGGACUGGUCAUAUAAUGAGAAGAGCAGACGACAGAUGGACCCUAAAAACCCUGAAAUGGUUCCUCGCGAAGCAAAACUUCCUCGAGGGAGGCCAUCGACCAAAUGGUCUGACGUGUUCGUUACGCGAAUGGACGAGCUGAAUUGUCAGCUGGUAACGAGUAAUGGAUCUGGACCUUGCGAACGUCGCAGCCGCAGUUCGAUACCAACGUCGUGGAUGAAGCUAGCGAGAGAAAGAAACGGUUGGAAACAGUGCAGUGGCCUGCACGACAAAUGA
Strongylus vulgaris is the source of this 276-nucleotide messenger RNA. Lineage: Eukaryota; Metazoa; Nematoda; Chromadorea; Rhabditida; Strongylidae. The record is from the annotation of a GenBank genome assembly.